Messenger RNA from Carassius gibelio (silver crucian carp), 12282 nucleotides. RefSeq names its product leucine-rich repeat-containing protein 52-like. Gene Ontology annotation, cellular component: voltage-gated potassium channel complex. Bases 422 to 1402 code for a protein of 326 amino acids. Gene Ontology annotation, molecular function: potassium channel activator activity; voltage-gated potassium channel activity; transmembrane transporter binding. The transcript is spliced from 2 exons. NCBI's taxonomy places the organism in Eukaryota, Metazoa, Chordata, Actinopteri, Cypriniformes, Cyprinidae. The record is from RefSeq and is a predicted model, not a curated record.
ACUCACUCACUCACAGCUGCAGAGAGAAGCACAGAGUGGAGCCGCCAUACAGCAGCAGCACACAGCGCGAUGGUGCGCCUCAGGACCGCGUCGCGCAACUUAACUGCGUUUCAACACGCCAUCCAACUCACGGACUUGUGAGGCAAAUCAGUUCAACUGUUCAGACCUGAACUACGCAAAAUGGACAAGCAAACUACUUCCAGGACCUUAAACCAACACAUCAACGAAUGAGCUCAUGGUGAUCUCCACAGAACGGACCACGCGCCAAGCACGGUCACCUUCGCUGUUGAGGAGACUUGCGAGGGGAUCCCAAGAACAGCUCCGACGCGUCCCUGGCCAGCAGUAACGAGCGAACCGGAUCCCGCAGAUCAAUGAAGAAUGCGCGAGCGCACGCACAGUCGAUGAAGCCGGCGGCGGGAUCAUGCGUGUUCUGCCCGAGCCGAGCGCGCAGUCACUGCGGCUGGUGUUUCUCUUCGUCUUCGUUAUGGAUGUAGCGCCGUCCCCGGCUCUGACCGCCGGCUGCCCGGACCGCUGCGUGUGCGACGACCAGCUGGUGGUCCAGUGCGCCGGGCAACAGUUAAGCGACUUCCCCGUGGAUCUCCCGCUGGCCACCCGACAGCUGAUCAUCUCCAAUAACCGGAUCGGCGACCUGCCGGCGCUGCAGCUCAACUACCUGUCGGACCUGGUGUACCUGGACUGCAGCAACAACUCGUUGACGGAGAUCUCCGAGUCUACUUUUGGCAACCUGCGCAAGCUCGCCUACCUGGAUCUGUCUUUCAACAGCCUGACGCAGAUCGAGGACCGGACGUUUGGCCCGCUGGCCAGCCUGGUGAUGCUGAGGAUGACGGAUAACCCGGGGCUGUCGGAGAUCCACCCGGACGCGUUCGCGGAGAACGCGGCGCUGCAGGUGCUGGACGUGAGCCGCAACAACCUGACGGCGCUCAACAUUAGCUCUCUGAUCGCGCUGCCGGCGCUGCGCUCGCUGGGGCUCAGCGGGAACCCCUGGAGGUGCGACUGCGACACGGAGGACCUGUGCCUCUGGAUCCAGAUAGAGGGCUUCAAGUUCCAAGAUGAGGGGCAGACGGUGUGCCAGGGGCCGCCGGACAUGCUGGGUCAGCGCCUGGCGGAGGUGGGCAUGCAGCUGCGAUCGGAAUGCCACCAGGGACUGGGUUACUGGGACUACCUGUUCUUCAUCGCCAUCGGUUUCGUCAUCUUCAGUGCCGGGACGGUGUCGGCGUGGGUGAUGGGCGUGCUCAUGGUUCUGUACGAGCGCUACAGCAAGAGGAAGAGCGAGGAGCUCGACAGCGAGGAUGAGGAGGAGACAGUCACCCGAGGGGCAGGAAGUGGAGGAGGGGGUAACCAUGGCAAUGGGGACCUGAGCAAACCAGGCAUGCAGGUGUGACCAGAGGACAAAGGGAUGCUGAGAAAUCUUUGAUGAACAGACAGGGAGCUGCGGACAGAGCAAAGGAGUUUUUCUUUUCUAUAAAGAGGUUUAAAGUGCACUUUUUUAGAAUGUGUCAACAGUAGUGUUAGAUUAAGAUAAGAGCAGGGCAGGACAGGACAGACUGAUUAGAUUUAUUUAUAUUCUUACAGGUGGCCACAGAGAACUUGUCUGUUUCUGACAGAUCUGAUGGUUGGUCUUGAUUAAAAGCAUAGAAAUAAUGCUCACACACACACACACCAUGCUCUCUGUUAGUAGUGUAAUUGGGGCAGGGUGACAACACUGUGUUUCACUCUUAAGAGAGAGACAGCAAGCGGGAAGGAAUAGGGGAAAAGACAGAGAGGUAGAGAGGCUUGAAGACUUAUCCAGUAACCUAUCUCAGCUUGUAUUUACUUGCUUGGUCAAAGAAAGGCAUAAAAAUGGAGGAUAUACAAGGCAGUCUCUCCAGAUUCAUGCAGUGUGAAAUGAACGAAUAGAAGAUGGAAGACACUUCUAAACUGUCUGCACAACUCCAUGCAAGGCUGAAAAAGCUUUUUAAGGUGGCCACAGACUGACUGACUGCACAAAUGAUGGAUUGAUAAAAAAAAAAAAAAAAAAAAAUUCCAGGCCUUUACAAUAAGGAUUUUUUCUGCUUGCCCUGUCUGGUUAGUAGUUUUCGCCCUGACUAAUAUAAUAUAAAUAUUGAUGAAUAAUAAUUAUAUGGGCAAAUUAUAAGAAAUAUUAUAAUGUACAUUUUAAAUUUGUAAAAAGAUAAAUUUUUAUCAUCAAAAUAAAAAAUUGGGUUGGGUCAGUAUUUGUUUUUAAAAAUGAAUAAAUAUAUUCAGCAAGGAUGCAUUAAAUUUAUUAAAAUAAAAAUAAAUGUUUUAUGAUUUCCACAAGAAUAUUAAUUAGCAAAACGGUUUUCAACACUGAAAAUAAUACUACUAAUAUUAACAUUGUUUAAAAUUAAUGUUUCUUGAGCACCAAAUCAGCAUAUUAAAAAAGAUUUCUAAAGAAUCAUGUGACAAUGAAGACUGGAUUAAUGGCUGCUGAAAAUUCAGCUUUGUCAUCACAGGAAUAAAUAGCAUUUUAGAACAUAGUAAAUACGAAAACAAUUUUGCAAGGCAUAAAACCACACAUAGAUGAUUAAUGAAUGCACUGGCUCAACAGGGCAAGUGAACUGGAAAAAAACAUUGUCACUGGCCCUGGGCCAUUGGACCAUCCUUAUUGUUGAGCCCUGUAUUGGAAGGGACAUUAUUGAUCUCAGUAAGCCUGUAUGCACUGCACCGAAAAGCCUUACACACAAGAUGUAACCAGUCCAGCAAUAACACCUCCAGGUGAUACUGAGAGCAAUAGAGGGAAAAAUGUGAGUGUUAGUGCGUGUGUGUGUGUGUGUGUGAGUGCGUGUGGCUCAUUGCAGUAAAGGUGGGGGAGAAUAAAAUAUGUCAGCAUUCUAUAAUUUUGGCAGGUCUUUUUUUUUUUUAAUCAAAUGUGAUUCCUCCUGUGGCUACCACAUCAUGCCACUCAAGGGCAGAGCUAAAGUGACCCCUCUAUCUUCACACUGCACCAUCAGCACUGGAAGGAAUUGCGCCCGUUGAGAGUGUUGUUUUAGUUUGUGUUUUCUGGUUGUUUAACACAAUUCCAUUAAGAAAUGAUGAUAAUGGGACAUUCAAAAAUUAGUUUUAGCACAGAACCUUAUCGUCUAGUUUGUGGAGGAUUCAGCAGACUAAUAUAAUCUGGCAUACUUUGCUCUGCAGCAUUAUUACUGCAAUCCAGAACCUUAAUUGUCUCUUUAAAAUGUUGACAGUGUUCUCUAUUGCACAGCAUGUCUGGAUCUACAGAUACUCUCCAUUAUUUGAUCAUCACUGGAUGAAUUACUGCUGCCAUUAUCAUUAGAAAAUGUACAUAAACGUCUUGUUUGAACCAAAUUGGUUUCUGUCAGCUGCAAUAGUGCAAAGUUAAUUUUUCCAGGCAAAUGACAACAUCUUUUGUGACUUCUUUAUGGUUGAGCACUAUUCCAACACAGUUAGCACCUGGUGAGAUGCUGGAGUGUUGGUGAUUAGGGAAAAGGAGCUGUUUUACUCCUGAAUUACAACAUACAAAAUGUGACAAAACUCUUUUGGCAAAUUCGCCCAUCCGGUUUAACAUGUUUUGUCCCUAAAUUCAACUUUAGAAAGAGAAGUGUAGAGAAGUCACGUCCUCUCAUUUCUAGAGUUUUUAGACGAGAGGGAAAGCUGAUUUGGGGGUUAUUGGAUGAUUGAGGGUUGCUAAAUCCAUCUGUAACGAGUUAAAGAGUUUAAGGGAAUAAUGCUUAUGGCUUGGGCUGCUCUCAAAAUCUCAGCUGCUGCUUUUAAAAAUCUAUAUAUUCUUUUGCUAAUAUUCUUUUGAAUUCUUGUUCUCCAUUUCCCUUAGAGCCGCAGUGGGUAAUUCCCGCACAACAAGUUGCACCCAAUGGAAUUAUGACCUUUUCCGAACAGGCUUCCCAGACACUCCCAUCUACAGAGCCACUAAAGCAAAAUGGUGAUUGUAAAAGGAAUUAUAUUUCAGUGUGAAAAAACACAAAAGCUCAAUUGAGAUAGCAUCUUUCCUUCCAGCUCAUAUUGUUUUUUAUCACCAUGUCCCCUUUAGGGGUCCCAAUCCUAUCUGCCAUUAGUCAGUCAAAAAGACAGUCCCAUCUUAAAACAUGCACAUGUGAAACCCCUCUCUCCCGGGUCAUAACCGCCACUCCUCAUUCUUGAUCCGAGUAGAUCUCUGUGAUGAAAGGGGGCGGGACCGAGAGCUGUGGGAAUGGAGUAAGACUGGUAGACUAUAUGCUAAAUCUCGUCAUCUGCACCACUCACCGGUCUCUAGUCCCACUGUCGUCACUCCUUUUAUUCUUCCGGAGUGCCGUGGAACUCAAGACCAAGUGGCACAGGUUUUACGCAUUAGCAUUUACUCCACCGGCCUAGCUCCGUUCCCACAGCUCUCAGCCCCACCCCUCUCAUCACAGUCUCGAACUUGGGUCUACGGCAUGGGCGGCGGACCCACUAAGAAGGAGGCUACUAGCCUCUAGCACUGAAGACUUUAGCCACUAGCAUCCGUCGCUAGUGCAUCUCUUGAGGUCAGGGAAUGCCUCUGUUACACAUACACAUGCUCAUUAAACCCUGUUGAAAAUUUAAUUUGAAAUAAGAAGUCUAGAAAAAUCAAAAUCCAACAAGCUGGUCUUUUCAUCUCCGAAGUCUCAACUUCAGGUCACAACCCUGGAAUGAAUGUUUGUGUGUGUGUGCGUGUGUGUGUGUUGGCACGCCCAUCUCACCUACAUUUCAGCCUCUCAUUCAUUGUCUCUCUCAUUCUGUCGUCUCUCACUUGUUAGAAGGUGGGCCAUUUCAGAUUACAGGUUACAGUGGUAUGUCACCAUGUCACCAUUGUUUUGAAAGUGUUAAGACUAAUAGUACCAUGUCUUCAGGGGGAACAAGAUUUUGUUUGUACAGUUGAGUCAGGAAAGACCUAAAGACAAUUCCUCAAAAACAAAUGAAAGAAAAAUACUGCUAAAAAUGUUGUGAUACAUAGACUUGAGGUUGCAUGAAUCAUGCUGAUGUCAGCAUCAAUAUGAGGAUGGACCGUAGAGGUACUAAACUUUCUAGCAUCAAAAGCAACAACUGAAGUGUGUGUGCCGCUUUCACCUCCCGUGAAUUUUGAGAGUGAUCAUGCAUGACUAUGUCAUUGCCCUUUAGAAGAAGAGAGAAAUUGGGGAGGAGUUGUAUUAUUAUUUUAUCCCUCUAUGAAUAUUAAUGUGUAAUAUAACAGGUGAGCCCUAAUGUACGGAGCCCCGCACAUGAUAUGCAAGAAAAAAAAUAAAAUUGUUUACUAAUUCGUUUCCCUCACUGUACUAAAACAUGUACACAAUUACUAUUGUGUUCCCUAUUAUUCCCUAGUACUAUUGCGGGAAAGAAUGAGUAAAUCAUGCGCACAAUUUAUAAAUCGAGUGAACGAACAAAUAAGUAAAGUUUUUUCCUGCAUGUCAUGUGCGGGGCUCCCUACUAUUGUAAUCCGAAAGUCAAGUUAAGUGUUAGAGCUGGAGUUUAUCUGAGUCUCCAGGCACUAACAGUGGCACAACACUGCAGUCUGCUCAGCUCCAAAACCGCAAGCACAAUCAGCAAUGCAGAAGGGAUGGCUUGUGUCAGGAAAAUCUGUAGAGACACACACAUACACUCAACAGAACGCUAAUGAACUAGCAACACAACUCCGGCUAUAUCUUUGUGAAUGCACAAACAAAUCUUCAGCUGCUAGCAGUGAGUAUUAAUAAUAGAGGUUGAAGUAUAUGUAAUAUGCACCAAAGCAUUUUCAUACAGAUAGAUGCAGCUAGAAUCCACAGUGGUCAUCAGCAUUAUCAUUUUAAGCAUUUAUUUUCAUUGGUCAUGAUAAUUGGUGGAUGUAGCUAAUGCUUUGUGGAAAGUUUCAAGGUUUCACGUCUACAUUUAGGUCUGUAAGGAUAUGUGUGUAGAGUAAGCUAGCAGUGUGCUAAUCUGAUUUGAGUCACUGAGUGGUUGGCUUGCAAAAAAAUAAGAAAUCUAUAUCUUUGGUUAUAUUCUAUAAUGCCCUUUCAUAAAAACGUGCAAACAAUUAUACCUUUAGUGAUACAAAAACUUGUCACUGGGACAUUAUCCUUCGAGGAACAACUUUGUACCUUAUCUAACUUUAAAAGGUGCAAAUUUGGACCUUAAGCCAGAGACACACUGCACGAUUGUAGCAAUUCUGAUUGUAGCAAGUCACUGCAUGUCACACUGUGCGACAUGGAUCUAAUAAACUUGGCUACAACAUGUGUGUAGACUCUACACAUUACUAUAGAAUAAUAAAAUGUUAUCAGCAUGCCCUAGUGGUAAACAAAAAAAAAAACAUGAUAAUGCUAUAAGUUAAGCAGUUGUAGUUUUUUUUUUUUUGUGCUGACAAAAAGUGGAACCGGUGAAAGAGAAAGGCAUAAGAGCUUGAGUUAAGCAGUUUUAUGUUUUAGCACCAUGUAGUGUUUACAUCAUGUCGCAUUUUUAUAGUUUGGUCAGUAAACGUUGAUCGUACCAGCAAACACACUGUGCAUUGAUAAUGCUGUAUUGUAGGCUAUCUUUGGACAGAAGACCAUGACAACUGCCAUCUUUGAACCUCUCUCACUGUACGACACAGAACCACAGAUUAGGAGCCAUGAUCACAGAAAUCGAAACGUUUGUUUCAUGAUAUGAAUCUUUUGUCUGGGACAGCUGAAAAAUGUGCCGUGUGUCUCAGGCUUUAGAGUAGUAAUACACAGUUUUGGGGAAAGUUACUUUUAAAAGUAAAGCAUUACAAUAUUGCGUUACUCCCUAAAGAAGUAACUAAUUAAGUAAUGUUUUACGUUACUUUUGCGUUAAUUUCAUGUUAAUUUUUAAAUAUGAGCAUGGUUUGAUUGUUUUUAAUAUAAGAAGUUCUAUUUAUAGCAAAUGUAAAAGCCUUUUCACACCAAAAAAUUUUAUGAAUAAGCCUCAGGCUGAAGGAAAAGUAAAUUCAAAUCUGUACAGUAGAACACAAAAGAAGAAGGUUCAACACUCUUAAGAAAUAAUAAUAAUAAAAAAAUUAAGCACAAUUGUUAGUUUAUCUAAAGUCAUUUUUGCUGGUUGAACUGGAUCAUCAAAGUUCAGCUUCAAAGACAUUGGUUAAUAAAAUGGGAUUAGGUUUGUUCAUAUUCUGAGUUUGCAUUGCACUUUUUUUUAUUAAUUUUGAUGAAUACUAAAUCAUUAUUUUUUUUUUUUGCUAGUGGGAUGAAUUGAUGCACAUUCACAUUAAGUCUAGAACUACAGUAACAUUACGUUCACACAGCGCCUCUGUACUUCCGAUUUCUCCCAAUACGGGGACAGGAGACUUAAAUACUGUAUAUAGGAAAACAAAGUAACUGACAUUACUUUUUGAAAAGUACUUUUUGACAAAAGUAAUCUGAUUAUGUAACUUGUGUUACUUGUAAUGCGUUACCCCCAACACUGGUAAAACGUAUGGACCCUUAAGGUACUACUCACCUCCUUUGAGGUUACUGUCCUGGUGACAAGCUGUUGUACCACUAAAGGUACAAUUUUUGCACAUUUUCAGAUUGUGUACUGGAUGUAACGAUAGUUUCUACAAAAUAAACCAAGCAAUUUCAUAUGAUUUCUAACCAGGUUAUGAAUUGAGUACUCUUGAAAAGUUAUUUAGCCAAUUAAAUCCUCUUUGGUUUCAGGUGAACAUUAUUCCACUUGUCUAAUAAAUUGUUCAUGAUACCAUCAUUUCCAAAUUUUCUGCUUGGUACAUAAAGUCAGUGUUCUUGAAAACAAAGUGAGUGUUGUGAUUUUGUUUCAUUAUACAUCACUUUGCUAGCAGAAUACUAUAAUUGUAGAGCUGACAUUUGAAGGAGGAAACUCCCAUGACCAAUAAUGGAACACCAUUACCUAUUUAACUCCCUAGAUAGACAAUUAGCAAUUUAGACCUCGUACACCCUCUACCUUUAUGGGUACAACAGCUUGUCCCUCAACAACUUUGACAACAUUGUAGCUUAUUUACCCAUAAAAAGGUUCAUAAUAAUAUGCCUUUUAGGUAGGUAAGAGUUAGGUACAAGGUUGUCACUGAGACAGUACCCUUAAAGGGACAAGCUGUUGUGCACCUAAAGGUACAACUUUUAUAAAUUUUUUAUGUCAAUGUAGAUGCAUUCUUUUUAGGAUUUAAAACACAGUUUUUCUCUUACAUUCUUGUUGUGCCAAUAACCAAAAUGAAAGUGUGGGUGAAAGCUCAUUAGAGUUUCAAAUUAGAUUUGCGUGCAGAGAGUAGCUGAUUUUAGAAAUGUUUGGUUCAGCCUUUAGUAAAAAGUCUAGAAAAUAAUAUUGAUCUAUAUAGUUAAACUAUACCUGAUAGUUAUUUGUUAAACAUUUGGUUUGGAUUGGAGCUUGGGGACCAGAGGCAGUGUGGCUAAAUGCAUGUGUUGCUGUAGUUUCAGCAGCACAGGACUGAAUUUGGGCUCUGUGAGACUUUAGAUUUGCUGGAUCGAUUUGCUGUCUGUGGAGGUGUGUCUGUCACGAUCUAUCCAUCAUUCAUGGAGCUCUGCAGAAUUUUCUCAACUAAGAGUCGCUAACACCCUUGUUUUCUCCUCUUCUCUCUUCCUUGUCUUGUUACAUCUCAUUACUUCUCUUCGUUGUUUUGGCUCGUAUCCUCUCUACCUUCUGUCUUUUUUCUUCUUGUCUCCUUUCAUCUGUUCUGUUCCCAUCAUUUGUCUUGUUGUCUUGUCUCAUCUGGUCUUUUCCUUGUCUUCUCUUCUUGUCUCUUUUUUCCUCGUCUUAUCUUCAUUUCUCUUCUCCUUACUUGUCUUGUUUUGUCUCAUCUUCUAUACUCUCCUCUCUUGUCCUCUCUUCUUUGUCUCAUCACACCUCUUCUCUUCUCUUCUCUUCUCUUCUCUUCUCUUCUCUUCUCUUCUCUUCUCUUCUCUUCUCUUCUCUUCUCUUCUCUUGAUUGUAGUGCCUUGUCUCAUCUCAUCUUGUGUCCUGUUCUGUCUACCUGUCUUGUCUCUUCUCUACCGUGUCUUGUCUCUUGUCUUCUCCUAGUCUUGUUUCAUCUCUUCUUCUGUCCUCUCCUCAUCCUUCUCCUUGUCUCAUAUUCUCUCCUCAUUUUGUCCUAUCUCUGUUUCUUUCUUGUUCUCCUGGUCUCAUUCUGUCUGUUCUUAUCAUUUGUUUUGUCUCAUUUCUUGUCUUUUCCUGUUGUCCCACCAUGUUGUGUCUCCUUUACUUGUCUCAUUUUUCAUUUCUUCUCUUCUCUCCUCGUCUCAUCUUCUCUUCUUGCCAUUUGUCUUGUCUCACUAGUCUUGCCUUUUGUCUUUUCUCAUCUCCCAACAUGUCUGGCCUCUUCUUGUCUCUCGUCUCAUUUUGUCUCUUAUCUUGUCAUAUGUCUUGUUUCAUUCUUGAAUCCCGUGUCCUCUCCUUCUUGUUGUCUCUCAUCUCAUUUUGUCUCAUCUCUAGCCGUACCAUCUAGUCUCUUUUUGUCUCUUCUGCAGUUGGCUGCUCAGUAAUAGCUCUGUUCUGACUCUGCCCUCCUCUUUCGUAUCUCUCUAGUGCUGGUUUAGUGAGGGUGGUGCCAUAAAGGCUGCUGUAAGCCGUCUUCCUCUGUCUUAAGGAAGAGGAGGACUAAAUCAGAGUGGAUGACAGGAUUCCACUGGGAACCAAAGCUUAGAGACUUUCCUCUGCCUUGACUCGCAAUGCUUUCAUCCACUUCAAGCGUCAUGUUGAUUUUCCCAUUAGCAGUUGGGUGCGUGUAGACAGUUUGAUAUUUUCCCUCUAUUAUGUAUAUAUAUUUAACUCUAGAAUGUAUGUAUACUUUUUCAUGAUUAUGUUUAAUUUAAACACAACCUUGCUCUUGCUAUGUCUGCUGUCAUUCUUUCCUCUUUAGCACUAUAUGUUUUCAUUAUGACCUUGUAUAUGGUGCAUCAUCAAAUAGCAUCAGGACAUAAUUUGAGGAACAUUCUUAACAUUCUGAAACAACAUCUCCCACAUUAGCCCCACACAUAUGGUCACUGAUCAUUUGUAUGGGGUGUGUGUCAGUUCACUGGGAAAUUUAGUGGAGUCAGAUCACCUCCCUUACCAAACACUUGCUCAGUGUGUGUGAGAGGUCUUCCAUUCUGAUAACCCCUCUUGAGCUCUUGGCAUCCUGUAACACAGCAGAGGCUCGACUGCAGUGUGACAACAGCUCAGAGCAGGAAGAGAACGCUGAUGCUCACAAACACACUCUACAGAGCUGGAUCAGCCCUUUAUCAUCUCUGGCAGACUGAAAACUUUUAUUUAUUAGUUAUUCUCUUCUUCACACCCUCUUUGUGUCUUUGUGCUAUUGGUGCACAUUCAGAAUCAGUGUUUCAGAAGUUACUUAUCAAGCUACAGACUAGUCAUAAUUUACAAUGGCUAAAUUAUAGACACACUUCCUUCAAAUAAAUAUCUUUUUAAGGAUGUAAUUAACAUAGUUAUCAUUUGAUAUCAUAAGGUUUAUUAGAUUUGCAAUCCUAUCAUAAUAACCUUGCAGUCAUAAUCAUAAAUAACUUACUUGGCACUCUAUUUUUAUUUAUUUGAAUCGAACUCAAAUAAAUUGCAGAUUUCUUAAUUUUUUUUUUAAAAACAUACCAUGCUAAUGAAACAUUGGUUAAAAUUAAUCAGACAUCCCAAUAAUGCAAUUUUUUUUUUUCAACAGGUAGUGCAUGCAAAACCAUUUAUAUGUUUUGAAAACAGCCGAAAAAUCACACUACUGCACAAUAUAGUAGCAUCACCACUUUAAGUUAGUUCCCCGCAACACUGCUCAUAAUACUGCAUUCAGGAGGGUUAAAGUUGAGGACAUCUCUCAGACAUGAUCAAAGCAUCUGAUGUAAUCAGUCAAUAUCACGGUCACACACACACAUAGUCUGCCUUCCAGGAGCAAUAAACAGGUGACUUUGAGGCCUCGGAAGAUGUCAAAGUUGUUUUACGACAAGAGAGAAAGUGGAGUCUCUUUUCAUUGGCAGUUGUUUUCCAAGAGCAGAACAUGAAAUAUUCACGAGCAUUUAAUCUCUGCUUACUGACAUUCACAUAUGAGCAACCCGUUCUUUAAAUGCAAAUGCUUGCGUGUACAUUGACAAUUCCACAUUCAGUAGGGAUUUAAUGUGAAUAUUUCAGACAGCUGCCUGCUCGUUGUGUAAGGGGUGACACACAGAAUCACACGGGCCCAAGGGGGCCCCUGACCUAUUUACAGCCCCUACCCCACUGGUCACACACCAAACACACACACACACACUGAGUCUGUCACAUUUCUACACACACACACAAAUUACACAAAUUCAACCUUCAUAGAGAUUUGUAAAUGAGGGAUAAUGUGUGAGAAUGGCUGGAAAACUAAACUGAGAUCACCACAUUAGUAGUAGCCCACAAUUAUUGAAAGCAGAAAAUGGUUAGUAGUUUAGUAGAAGAUGUUUAGUAGAACAUUUAAGUUAAAAUGGCCAAGUUUAAAUGUUUGUCUAAAAUGGCAAAUAAUCUCAAGGUAGCCAAAUAUAAUUCAGAUAGUUGUCCUGUUCAACAUGUUGGUCAUGUAUCAGGUGUUCCCUCUGUUGUUAUGCUUUUGGCACUUUCAAAUGGCACUUUGACUUUCAUGUCCAAAAAGUGCAAAAACUUAAAUAUACAAUAGAAACCAGGCUCAAUUAGUUCACAGGAAGAAAAAAAAUCUGUCAUCUAUCAUAUAUAUACCUUAGUGACAAUGAAAUCCCCAUGCCACUGCACUCUUUAAUGGUUCUUGAAUGCACCUCAAUGUCCAUCCUUGCAGUAAAGCAAAAGCUGAAUGUAAAGUCACCAUUUUAUGAACAUGGUCUUUCAUGCUUUGGCCUUUUUCUUCUCUGUCGUAAUGGGAUUGGGCUUUGUACUGGACUGGUGAAGUGGGAAAGUACACAUGCUUCACACACUUUGGUGUUUAGGAAAUCAAGUCAAGAAACUCCUCGCCGUAUGAAGAUUUAGGGCUCUGUCAGCUCUGCAAGAAGCUCGGUCUAAUUAAUAAAACUAGUGUAACUUAUAUUAAGUAACAUAUAUCUUUUACUAAAACAGGAAAAGAAUAGAAUAUGUUUCUGGAAUUUUUUUUUGUUGUUGAUUUGUUUUGCUGUUUUAUUUUCUUACUCUGGUGUGAAACAUGACCUGUAUUAGCACAAAUGAAGAGGACGCAGGCAGACAAGAUCAAUAGUUGAUCCCUUUUGCUUUGGUGCAGAGGCACUUAGACUGAACAAGUGAGCCACAUGAGAGUGUGUGUAAGCAUGCGUGUGGCCGGACAUGUGUGUGUGUGUGGCUCACAUGUCCAUGCCUGUCAACUUUGUAUUUAUAACAUUAAAGGUCAUUUGAGUGAAAAAAUAA